GCAUAAGAGCCAUGUGUUUUUGUUCCACGCUUUGGACGGCUCAAAAACUUUUUAGAACUGAGAGAGAGAGAGAGAGAGAGAGAGAGAGAGAUGUGGAGCGGAAGCAGCAGGAGAGAAAAAACAAGCUUUCUUCCAUGCGCUGAUUUGAUCUCAGCUGUUGAGGGAUAACUUGUUGGACAAUACCUCGGGGAGAUUCUGCAAGCGACACAACAACAGAGAUUAAUCCUCAGUUGUGUGUUCCGGUCCCGUCACCCAUCGCCUGUUUCGGGGAUGCAGCGCGAGGAGCUGUCAGCCAGAGAGGAGUUCACCUACAGCCACGUGUCCACCCUGGAGAGGGGUGGAGGUACUCUGGGACGACGGGGCGACAGGGGGCAGGACAGGGGGGCGGAGAGGAGGCCAGAGAGGGGAGCGGAGCGUGACAGGCCCGAGCGGGACAGCUACACGGUGGACGUGAGGGCCAGCGACCUUCAGCUGGCCCAGCCUGAACCCCUAAAACACCCCUGCUUCAGCUGCAGGGCCUGGCUCUACAGUGUCCUCAUAGGGGGCAGUCUGCUAAUCACGUCUGGUUUCUCUCUCUACCUGGGGAAUGUGUUUCCUGUUGCCAUGGACUACCUGCGCUGUGCUGCAGGCUCUGGCAUACCUGCAGCCAUUGCUAGUUUUGCCAUUGCCAAGAACAGACACAUUGCAGUGUCAGAUUUCCAGGUGGUGUAUGUCUCAACUUUUGCUGUGACGACGACCUGCCUGGUUUGGUUUGGCUGUAAACUGGUCCUGAGCCCCUCCGCUGUCAAUAUAAACUUUAACCUCAUCCUCAUGAUUUUGCUGGAAGUGCUGAUGGCCAGUACUGUCAUCCUGUCAGCGCGUUCUGCAGAGGACUGCUGCAGCCACAGGAAGCCAGUGACAUAUGACAGACCUGUGGUUUUAACCCCUGCCGUUUUCCCCACUCGACUCCUCAAGGCAUAUUCUGUGAUUGAAGUGAUAGUGGGAAUCUCUGCUGUGUUUGGAGGUAUUAUUGCGCUCAACAUGGAUGCUUUGCUCCCUGGGCCCUACCUGUCUGUUACCUUUUUCUGGAUCCUUGUGGCUUGUUUCCCCAGUGCUAUCGCCAGUCAUGUUGUGUCAGAGUACCCAAACAAAUGUCUGGUGGAAGCGCUGAUUGCCAUCAGCAGUGUGACGUCUCCCCUGCUCUUCUCAGCCUCCGGCUUUCUCUCCUGCAGUGUGCUCAGCUUUGUGGAGAUCUUCUUGCAUGACGUACCGACAGCUAAGCAAUCCUAUGACAUCCUGCUGCUGAUUCUGAUGGUGCUGCUGCUGGUGCAGGCAGUACUAACUCUGGCCACUGUGGUGCACUGUGCCUCCUACAAGAGUCAGCUCCGCAUGGGGGCUCCAGAGUGGGACGACAGCAUGCAGACCCCGUCCCAGUACUCUGAGCAGCAAGCAUCCAAUGGAACACUGCGGGAUUUUGACAAAGACAAGGCCUGGAAGGCAGUUGUGGUCCAAAUGGCUCAAUGAACAGUUUUAAGGGUUAUAAGAAGUGGAGGAAAGAGGAAUAAACAACUGAGAGAAUACUGUCUAACCCAGAGGACUGCAACCCUGAGACAGAAACAUGAGCAUAAAGACAAGACAGAGGAGCCAAGAUCGAUUCAGAGAGGAUGACAGAGCGACAGAGAGAGAGAGGGAGAGAGAGAGAGAGAAAGAAACUGCAAAACGAGACACAUGAAAUCUCUUUUAUACAGAGCUUGAAUGCUUCACGUGAGAGUCACGUGUAAUGGGGUUUUGAUUUGCUGAAGAUAUGUGCAUAGAUGAUCCCGUAAUUUCUGCCUUUUUCUCUGACGUCUGGGUUAUGAUACUUGCUUUAACAAUCUGCUUACUGUAGGGAAGAGUGGAAUAAUUUGAGCAGGCGGUGUGUUGAGCUGCUCCCUGUAGCUUGGGAAGUCCAAACAGAAUGAUGACACUGACACCUUUUAGAUAAAAUUAAUCUCACACGUGUGCCAUUCUUCAGUAAUAAAAAGGGUAUCUAUGACUUUAAGCCCAAGUACAAGGUUUUGUGAUUUUUAGUCAAAUUUAACAUGAUGCAAUCAUCUUGUUCAGUUCAAUAAAUGUAUUCUUUAAAACCAAAUGCAUUUGGGAUUCUGUGAGCCAAGACAGUCUCAGUGAAAUCAGCGCAUGUCUUACACCUGCAAAUACCGAUGCAUAAAAAUCCAUCCACUUAUAAAUGAUAACUCCUUUCACCUUGUUAUGGUGACCGAGCUAUUUUGGUUGUUUUUUUUCCAAUUUUUUGCCGUACUACAGAGUAUUAACAUAGAAAAUACUGUGUAUGCAGUGCUUGUAAUUUUCUCAAACUGACAACCUAACACAUGGUGGCUCAGCUCACCCCAACUUAGGAAACAAACUCUGAUUGUCUUGUUGUGAUUUUGAAACAUCAGCAUCCAUGGGAAAGAUACUAAAUACAAGAAAAACACAACAAAACAAAAACAACAGCAAAAAAAAAAAAAAAAAAAAAAUGUCUGAUGUUGAUGAAAGCAAUGGCACAUUUCUUUCUCCACAAUAAAGUCAUGACUCAUCGUACCUCUCUUCACUAUGUCAAUACUGCGUUUGAUAGGCCUGCUGUGAGCUCUUAUGUGGUGGGCCUGUCUGCAUCGUUUCACACGCAGUCAUCUUGGUCAGAAAUAUUUUUAUUGAAUCUUGACUGAAUUUUGUCUAAUUUAGAAAAAUAAAAUGUUUUAUAUCAUCUGUAUAUAA
This is a messenger RNA of Myripristis murdjan (pinecone soldierfish), 2733 nucleotides long. It is a transcript of the gene mlc1, whose product is annotated as modulator of VRAC current 1. The transcript is spliced from 13 exons. Gene Ontology annotation, biological process: regulation of response to osmotic stress. The record is from RefSeq and is a predicted model, not a curated record. Gene Ontology annotation, cellular component: endoplasmic reticulum; cytoplasmic vesicle; plasma membrane. Bases 271 to 1503 code for a protein of 410 amino acids. NCBI's taxonomy places the organism in Eukaryota, Metazoa, Chordata, Actinopteri, Holocentriformes, Holocentridae.